GACACUUUGUGCAGAGUUAAGUGUGGGCCCUGAUCAUUUGUGUAUGCGUCUCUUUACAUGCAGGUCCACAUGUCCUUGUGUUUGUUUGGCACGUUAAUGGGAAGCCUCUCGUUCAUGCUUGUGGAGAACAGGACGGAUGAGGAAUACGGCAGGACUCUGUGGGAAUUCGGAAAUGCUACUGGCUCAGGGAGUUGGCAAAAGAUUGCGCUAUCAUUGUCCAACGUGUCUGACAGGUUCUGGUUACAGCUGAACACUGCAUGGACCGACGAGUCAAGUGCAGUAAUUGCACUGGAUAAUGUGACUGUUAGCCUCGACUGUUAUCUAACAAGUAGUGCAGACAACUCAUCCAAAGAUGAUGCUCCUAAUUCCAGCCAGCGCUUGCUGGGAGAAGCCUUUGUGAACAAGACUGUUGUAGCAGCUAGCAAGAAGAUGCAAGAAGAGAUUGAAGUCAGUGGGAUGUCAGGUCCAUGGAUCAUUACAACCUGUGGUGCAAGUGGCCCCAAAGGACCGACACAGACUCAAUGCAACAAUGCGUACCGCAAUACAAAUACAUCUGUGGUGGUCGUGGCUGGUAGAAUUUGGCAAGGCAUUCAGAAGUGGAGAGUGCCAUCAACCGACACGUACAAGAUAUCCGCUUACGGAGCUGCUGGAGGCAUCGGGGGAAAGAGCAACUUCCGGAGGUUUCAUGGUGUGUUAGUACAAGCCACGUUCCACCUGGAGAAAGAUACUAUUCUCUAUAUACUGGUUGGGCAGCAGGGAGAAGAUGCCUGCCCUAAUGCAAAUCCCAUCAUCCAGAGUGUUUGCUUAGGAGAGAAUAGUGCUAUUGAAGAGGAGCUCAAAAGGAGUGGCAACGUCUCACAAUGGGCUGGAGGUGGAGGAGGAGGUGGCGGGGCCACCUUUAUUUUCAAGAUGGACAAGGGGGAACCAGUCCCAUUGGUGAUAGCAGCAGGUGGAGGUGGCAAAGCCUAUCUGAGUAAAGAUUCCAGUUUCCCAGAGGAGCUGUUAGAAACUGAUUCUUCUAUUCAUGGAGUGAAUGGCAGAUCUGGUGCAGCAGGAGGCGGCGGAGGUUGGAGUGAUGUGACCAUCCUCAAGUGGUCGGGCAAGUCCCUGACGGAAGGAGGUGAAGGUGGGCAGUCCUGCCCACAGGCCAUCAAGAAGUGGGGCUGGAUAAUAAAUGGAGGCUUUGGAGGCGGGGGAGGAGCUUGUACUGCAGGAGGAGGUGGUGGAGGCUACAUAGGGGGAAAUGCAACUGUGAGUAAUAAUCCGGAGAAAGAUGGUGGCUGUGGUGUUUCUUACAUUAGUCCACUUGGUGAAAUGUACACGCCAGCACUGGCAGUAACAGAAAGCCACGGGGAGGUUGAAAUUAUGCUGCAUUUAAAUUGCAGUCACUGUGAACAUAAUGACUGUAUAUUUGACCAUCUCAAAGAAGAGCUUGUUUGCCUUUGUGAACCAGGAAAGAUUCUGGCUUCAGACAGUGUUACCUGCAUUUUUGCCCCGGAUGGCCACCUGCCGUUUUCCCUCGUGCUAUCGGUGGUGUUGUCUAUCGUGGUGGCAGCCUUGCUCCUGGCCUUCUCGGGAAUCAUGAUCGGUGAGUACAAUCUUUGGAACAUAGGGCUGCACAACGCAGUGGUACAAUUGCUGCCUCUGAACGCCAGAGACCCGGGUUCGAUCCUGAUUACAAGUGCUGUCUGUACAGAGUUUGUAUGUUCUCCCUGGGACCAUGUCGGUUCCCCGUGUGCUCCGAUUUCCACCCACAUCCCAAAGACUUGCAGGUUUGUAGUGUAUCGACUCAAACACCAAGAGCUGCAAGCCAUGCAGAUGGAACUGCAGAGUCCCGAUUACAAGCUCAGCAAGCUGCGAACUUCCACCAUAAUGACCGACUACAACCCCAACUACUGCUUCGCUGGGAAGACAGCCUCCAUCAGCGACCUCAAAGAGGUUCCUCGGAAAAGCAUAGUCCUCAUACGUGGUCUUGGCCAUGGAGCCUUUGGCGAGGUAUAUGAAGGCCAAGUGACAGGUGUUCCUGGUGAACCCACCCCGUUGCAGGUUGCUAUCAAGACAUUGCCUGAAGUUUGCUCUGAACAGGAUGAGCUGGAUUUCCUGAUGGAAGCCCUGAUAAUCAGUAAAUUCUGCCAUCAGAACAUUGUGCGAUGUAUUGGAGUGAGCCUGCAGGCUCUCCCUCGCUUCAUCCUGCUGGAGUUGAUGUCUGGGGGAGACGUGAAAUCCUUCCUCCGAGAGUACCGACCAAAACCGGGGCAACUAUCAACUCUCAGCAUGAUCGAUUUACUGAAUGUGGCUUGUGACAUUGCCCGGGGCUGCCAGUACUUGGAGGAGAACCACUUCAUCCAUCGGGACAUCGCUGCAAGAAAUUGCCUGCUUACAUUCAAGGAUUCAGGAAGAGUGGCUAAGAUUGGAGAUUUUGGAAUGGCUCGUGACAUAUACAGGGCUAGUUAUUACAGGAAGGGAGGACGUGCCAUGCUCCCAGUGAAGUGGAUGCCACCAGAAGCUUUCUUGGAAGGAAUAUUUACCUCAAAAACAGACACCUGGUCCUUCGGAGUGUUACUGUGGGAAAUCUUUUCACUCGGGUACAUGCCAUAUCCCAGCAAGAGUAACCAAGAGGUGCUGGAGUUUGUCACUAAUGGUGGCCGAAUGGACCCCCCGAAGAACUGUCCUGGCCCAGUGUACCGAAUAAUGACUCAGUGCUGGCAGCAUCAGCCAGAAGACAGACCCAAUUUUGCAACCAUAUUGGAAAGAAUAGAUUACUGUACACAGGAUCCAGAUGUCAUUAACACUUUGCUGCCGGUGGAAUACGGACCUCCUGCAGAAGAAGAAGGGAAUGUUCCCAUGCGACCAGAUGACCCUGAUGGAUUGGCACCACUGUUGGUUUCUCCUGCCCAAGGGACGGAGAAUGAGCACAUUUCCACUGACCCGUCCCCGUCACCCCAGCGUCCCACCAGCCUCUGCCUUGGUGAGCAUCGAAUGAGACUCGUUCCCAACGACACGGCCGCUGUACCUGCUGGAGGUCCAGCAGAGGGGGGGCCUCAUGUCAACAAGAUAUACUCACAAAUGAACAGCUCCUCCGCGCUACAGCAAGGUAGGGGCUCCCGGAAAAAACCAACCAACCUCUGGAACCCGACUUAUGGGUCUUGGUUCACGGAAAAACCUGUUGUGCAAAUCAACUGCAGCACGUUGACUGACAACCGACCGCCCGACAGAGAGGACUCUGGCUUCCGGGCCAGCAGCAGCAGCGUUCCCUCUGCUCCCAUCCCAGCGCCAAGGCUGCAGGCCUCCGCGGUUGUUCUAGAACCUUCUUCCCUCGUGGCCAACACGUUGGAUGUGCCUCUGUUCCGGCUGCACCAGUUCCCAUGUGGGAAUGUGAGUUAUGCCUUCCAACAGCAGCAGAACCACCAUCACCAAGGACUGUCUUCUGAAUCGACAUCUGCUUGUGCUUCUUGUAAGGAAGAUUACAACUCACAUGUUAGCAAGGGCUUACCCAUCCAGCAGGACCCACGUGUACAUCCUGUUGCCAAUAUACCCACAUGGGACUCGGGACUCUCUCUAGCAGAGGAUGUAAAUGUUACUAUACUGUAAUGGAGGUAAACGUAAAGAUGGUUUUAUUUCGGCAAGUGUCAGACCUAAUAAAAGCAGUUGCAAGUACCAUUUGGCUCACAGGACUAGCACAGGUUCUUGUUUUGUCCAAAAAAUAUAAUGCGAGACAUAACUGAAUGCAAAGUAUGCUCCAAUACAACUGUCUAUUUAUGUCCAACUGUCUGUCUAUCCCCAAUACCACUAAUGCAUUGGAAAGUAUCCAAUACAGCCAAUGUAUUUGAAAGUAUCAAGCAUACAUACUGGCAAAUUUGGGCCAUCAUUGUAAGUAAGCCAUUUCAGUACCCAGUGAGUUCAUUUAUAAUGGUUUUUUUCAGUAAAGGUUCCAAAUCAAGCUAAAUCCGAAAGACAGAAUUUGUCACUAAUUUUGUUGGGUUUAAUUCCUCUGCAAAAAGGUAGGAACCACAACAUCAAAGGAAGGGGCAGAUCGGAAUUUAAGUCUAUGAGGGGCAUUGUGAUCUCAAAAUGAAGAAAAUGUUUGCAUUCAUACCUUUCACAAUCUCAACGUCUCAAAGUACUUAACAGCAAUUUCGAAGGGUAGCCACUUUUACAAUAGACCAAAACCAACAUGAAAAGGUCUUUGUGCAACAUGUGUGAUUUAACGCACUCAGUGUAGUGUCAGGGUAUCACCUCCACAAAUGACAGGCACCCUCACACUACACAAGAGUUGGAAUCCAGAUGCCCACUAGACCCAGGAUGCUGCAACAUACCGUGAUAAGUAUUUGUCCAGGGAGGGUGUACCUUCUCCCCAGGUGUAAGCGAUACACCGCAGCCCACUUUGUAAACAAGUGCAUGUAAGUUAAAAAUAAAAAUUGAUUUUAUCUUCAGGGGUUUAUGCCUUUUUUUCUGAUUCAGACCACCAAGAUAGUUCCACCAAGAUAAUAUCUAGAACCAAGCUACAACAAAUCAUCAGACUGCGAAUACAGGCUAUCUGUGAUAUUAGGAUUGGAGCAAUUUCCAGUACAUGGAGGCUGCAACUUUCCACCAUACAAUGGACCGAAAGGGAUGAAUGAUGGCUCGGAUUCUCACAAGACCAAGAAGUUGGGGAUACCAAGAUACUGGUCCUGUAGACAGACACAAAAGGCUGGAGUAACUCUGUGGGUCAGGCAGCAACUCUGAAGAAAAGGAAUAGGUGACGUUUUGGGUCGAGACCCUUUUUCAGAAGAAGGUUCUUGACCCGAAACGUCACCUAUUCCUUUUGUCCAGAGAUGCUGCUGACCCACAGAGAUACUCCAGCCUUUUGUGUCUGUCUUCAGUUUAAACCAGUUUUUGCAGUUCCUCCCUACACAUACUGCACUAGUCCUGUAUUUAGUAUGUUGAGAUACUGGCCUAUAUUCUGCACCUUUUGCUCAUCACUAGAGUCAUUUACCCAGAGUAGGGAAGUAGAGAACCAGAGGAUGUAGGUUCAAGGUGAGAGGGGAAAGAUUCAUUAGGAUACUGAGGGAUAACUUUUUCACGAAAAUGGUAGUGGGUGUAUGAAACAAACUGCUGGAGGAGGUGGUUGAGGCAAGUACUAUCGCAAUGUUUAAGAAUCAUUUAGACAGGUACAUGGACAGGACAGGUUCAGAGGGAUAUGGGCCAAAAGCUGGCAAGUGGGUCUAGUGUAGAUGGGAUAUGUUGGCCAGUGAGGGCAGGUUAGGCCAAAAGGCCUGUUCCCAUGCUAUAAGACUCUAUGACACUAUUAUCUUAAGGCUGGAAUGAAAAGACAAACAAGUUUUUAUUCCCACGCGUACAAACAAGCAAAAACCACUCUGUUAUCCAGGUGCCUACUUCAGAUCAUAUUUGAUAUCUAUUUACCUCUAAUCCAAAUUUAUUUCUCAAUCACAAUUGCUGCAUUUAAAAUAUUUACAAUUCCUUUCAAAUUCUCCAGCAAACAGCAAUGUUUCAUGAAGCACUGAUGUUAAUGGAUAUUUGUUAUAAACUAAAAUAAAUCAAAAUUGCUGGAAAUAUUCAGCAGAUCAGUCAGAGUUAGUGUUUCAGGUUUAAUGACCAUACACGGGUGAAAGAUCAUUCACAUGAAACAUGGACUUCUUCUCUCCCCACAGAUGCAGUCUGACCUGCUCAGUAUCUCAGAAUUAUCAUAUAUUUGCAAUGUUAAGCAUAAGUAGUUGCUAUUUUAUUUUUUGCUAGUAAACUAAUUUGGACGUGCACUUCAUUUAAAUAGAAUGUAACAUCUGAUAAAAAUUGUUAUGAAUUCUCCGAUCAAAAACUAUGGUACACAAAAUGGAAUCUUGUUAAAAAUUGAUGUGUUGUUUCAGCAAGCUCACAGCCUUGGAUUUGACCAGAUAAUAAUAUUUAUAUUAUUAGUAUGUGGAAGUGUGACUGCCCUAUUCUCCUCUUUCCACAUGCAUGUACUUUUUAAGUGUUUUAACUAUACAAUUUGUGUUGCAUAGGCACCUUAUAGUUGUUAGUGAUUUAGAUAUUCAAACUAUAUCAUGUUCAUAAGUUCUAGGAUAAGGAUUAGGCCAUUUGGCCCGUCAGGUCUAUACUGCCAUUCAACAAUGGCUGAUCUAAUUCCCCCCCCCCCCCAUUCUCCUGCCUUCUCCCCAUAACUCUGGCUCCCUUCA
Messenger RNA from Leucoraja erinaceus (little skate), 6173 nucleotides. RefSeq names its product ALK tyrosine kinase receptor-like. The record is from RefSeq and is a predicted model, not a curated record. The transcript is spliced from 21 exons. Bases 58 to 3591 code for a protein of 1177 amino acids. Gene Ontology annotation, molecular function: transmembrane receptor protein tyrosine kinase activity; ATP binding. Lineage: Eukaryota; Metazoa; Chordata; Chondrichthyes; Rajiformes; Rajidae. Gene Ontology annotation, biological process: protein phosphorylation; cell surface receptor protein tyrosine kinase signaling pathway; multicellular organism development. Gene Ontology annotation, cellular component: signaling receptor complex; membrane.